Saccharomyces cerevisiae S288C is the source of this 654-nucleotide messenger RNA. RefSeq lists its product as uncharacterized. NCBI's taxonomy places the organism in Eukaryota, Fungi, Ascomycota, Saccharomycetes, Saccharomycetales, Saccharomycetaceae. The transcript has a single exon. The coding region runs from base 1 to 654 and encodes 217 amino acids. The record is from RefSeq and is marked reviewed.
AUGGGAGUGAAGCAAACCCCACCAGUCCAGGUGAAAGUAAGCGACGCGGAUUCCACCAACAGAAGGAAAUCUAGUAGCCAGGAAGGAAACCCUCAGCUGGUUCAAUUAAAGGCAAAGAGCGACAAAGAUAAAAGAAAGGGAUCUUCAGAUUCCACUGCCUCUAUAAUGGGCAGUUCCAACGCACUUCCGACCAAAAACCUAACCACGCCUCCAGCACUAAACCCCUUAACGACCAGCAUUAGUAGGGGUAAUACUGCAUACGAAAGAAGCGUAAAUGGUAGCCGUAUAACAAUGCACUCAAACCUGGCACCUACGGAGACGCAAGACGUAUCAUGGUCUGAAAUCGAUACACUGGAUGAUGUGAAGAAGAUGGCGAAAGAACCUAUCGUCAACGACGGGUUCCCACGAGAUUUUGAGAGCAAUCUCACGCAAAUGCGCAAGUCGCACGCUCAACUACUGCGAUUAAUGAGGGAAAGAAAUCAGCGACUAAAGUAUGCCAAGCUGAGGAGCCCUCCUCAUAAGGAUCAGCAUAAUUCUGCCACGAAUAAAGAUCAAGAACCAGACGAGGUAUUGCAUGACCCGGAAAUCGCACUUGACGGUGAGAAGUACGUGAGCCAAGUUGUCGAUACUAUUAAAGAUGUUCACCGAUGCUGA